Messenger RNA from Sitodiplosis mosellana (orange wheat blossom midge), 7636 nucleotides. It is a transcript of the gene lute, whose product is annotated as BTB/POZ domain-containing protein 6-B. Gene Ontology annotation, biological process: neurogenesis. Gene Ontology annotation, molecular function: protein binding. The transcript is spliced from 6 exons. The record is from RefSeq and is a predicted model, not a curated record. NCBI's taxonomy places the organism in Eukaryota, Metazoa, Arthropoda, Insecta, Diptera, Cecidomyiidae. Gene Ontology annotation, cellular component: cytosol. Bases 5084 to 7087 code for a protein of 667 amino acids.
UUCCUCAUUGUUUUUCUUUUCGGAGCAAUUGUUCACUGUGAUUGGUUAUUUAUUCUCCAUUUUUUUUUCUUCUCUUACACAGUGAGUAAAAUACACGAUUCUAAUUAUAUGCUAAUUUAAUUCCGAAACGGUGGAGAACAUGUGCGCGGGCGCUCGCGCGCACUUUCGGCAUGCAAGUGACAAAUACAAUUGGAUACACAUAAAUUAACCAUUUACCGGAAGCAUUCACAAGUUGCGCGUAUUUUAGUUUUAAAGUUUUAACCUUACGACUUUUUUUUAAGUGAUACUUGUAAACGGACAAGCAUGAGAUAGACUCAUAAAAAAUGUGUCAACGCGGUGAUAUCAACGCUGUGGCAUGUCAAUCGACCCUUCAAAUUAUUAUUUCAACACAGUGAACUAAUAAUAUUAGCAGAGUUUGUUAUUUACUUUCAAUUGAACAAUAAACACACAAGGUGAAGCGGUACAUCAACGGUACACAGUUAACGAACGGUAGCAAUUGGCAAGAGAACGAAUAAAAAGCCAUAAUGCGUAAAUGUUAGAGAGGCUUGGCGGUUGUGAUUGUGGGACAAGUUGAUGGUCAAAAUUUGACAGGCUCUCAAGUUUGAAGAACAAAAAAAACUCUUCAACACACUCGUAAUUGAUAACAAGUCUUGAAUGAUGAAAAAAAUUAGUUGAACCAUCAACAUAUGUAUACCCAAGAGAGAAAAAAACGCUCCAAACAUUUUAUAUACUAAUAAGAUCAUCAAAAUGUUCAUGAAAUGAAUAAUUGAAUGGAAUCAUGUGUCUUGAGAUGCUUAAAUAGCAGUGACGAUCAAUUGAAAUCAAAAAUAAAUAAACACACCUCUCACCGAAUUCACACAUUCGGCGGUUACGAGCGCAACAUUGGGAUUAAGUGUACGGAUUUCCUUUUCUAUUCGAUUACAAACCGAUUAAAAAUCAAUUUUUGCCCCGACUUUGUCAUUGUGUGCGGUGAACGCGUCAAUUGAUUGUGUGCGAUCGUGCGUUGAGCAGCAUGCAGGUAAAAGUGUGCUCACUGAUUGUAUUAUAAAACACAUGGUCACAUUUGUCACGGGUUUUUCUCUCCUUCAUCUCUAUCCACACUGAAUAUUCCCUAUGCAUAAUUCGAUCCGUUAGUCGUUUUGGUGUUAUUGUUGUUGUUGUUUUUUUUUAGUCUUUGCUGUUGUCCUAACGAGGCGUUGUGUUUGCUAUCACACAAAUUAUGAAUCAUUAGGUAGCAUUUCAUUGGAAUAUCCUUCAAUCAUGAAUUGAAACAUGUUUAGGAAGUAGAAAAAACAAUACGCCGCCUUGUUUUACUGUCGUCGAACUUUUAAAUGUAUUCCAACAAUUUGAUUGUAUGAUCAGCGAUUUUGAUCUCUGAUUGAAAAUUGUUGUUUACUCUUUUGAUCUGCUUCGUUGUUGCUUUUUUGUGCCUGUCAACUCAAUGUGCCUGUUUUUUGUUUGUUGUUGCUUCAAAUUGUUUGAAAAAAGAAGAGUGUGUUCGGCUUGCAUUUUUGACCAUACGCCACGAUAUGUCAUCUAUCUUGGUCGCAGUGUGUACGGCAAAAGACAAUAAGAAUCAGAAGGAAAAAAAAUCAAGUUUUAUUUGAAUUUUAAAAUGGCCAUACCAAGAUAUCAGUAAUUCAAAGCGCGCGAUUUCAAUCCAACAAAGCCGUAUGACUUAGAGUUCAAGGUUGUGUGUGCUGAGACACGCUUGCGACCAUACGUUACGGCUAAUACUUAUAUAUACGUAUAUAUAUAUGUGUGUGUAUAGACGAGUUUUGACUAUUAAAAAACUAGUUGCCGAACCUAAAGUCAAAUGUUUCUAUUUCUUGUUGCACUGCACACCAAAUUCCGGUAUGAUGCAAUGACAACGAUAGAGAGAAAUGCACUUGAGAUGUUGAACAAAAUGACUUUUCUCUAUAUCGAAUCAAUGUUGGAGUGAAAUUCCAACAGAACUUAAGUGAUCUUUGAGAUUUUUUCUCUUCUAUUUAAUGUGUAAUACUUGAUCCGUUAGAUGAUUACAAAAUCGAAGAGAUAAAACAGUAGUUUUUCUUCAACUUUCAUCACUUCUUCUCAAGUUGCUCGCGUUUUCUCACACGUGUUACUAGAGUCAAGAAUUUAGUCGCAGCACUCAUCGAAGGUUAUUCACACAAAUGAUUCAGAUUUCGGAAACAUUGAAUUCCGUUCAAAAUAUUCAAAUAAUACGCAUUAUGUCAUUUAUGUGAAUGAGUUAUUCACACUAAGACACACAGUUGCCUGCUUAGCUGCUUGGAAACGGUGAUAAUAAAAAUCAACCAAUUCAAAUGUAUAGCGAUUGGUGCAAGAAAGAUUCUUCGCAACAUGUGAUUGAUAAAUAAUACAUUUUCGAGCCAAUCUGUGGCAUUCGGCAACAGCACGCAUUGAAGCCGAAUAAAAUCGAAGAAUGGUUAGAAGCGCUUUAAACCUUUAUAUUUCAUUCGAUUUCGUACGAUUUGAAUAAAUUAUGAUCUUGGUGGUGGUGAGGAGAAUUUAAUCCGUUAUAAAAUGAUUCCAUUGAGUAGCGUAAAAAUGGUUAAGGAGGAUGAUGCAUUUCCUUUUAUGAUCAGUGAUCACAUUAACCCUAUUACCAAACACACAUCGAUCGUCAUACAUUUGAACGUUGCUUCAUUUGCAUAUUUGAGUGAAUCAUAUGGCACAUCUCAAAUAUUGAGAGUAAAUGUAAAAAUGACAGUAUCGAUUUGUUUACAUUUUUACGUGAUUCCUUCAUUACACAUCACAUUUGAAUUAAAUCAUCUCAUUUUAUGAUAUUUGCAUUGACAUGUUAAUCACCUUCACUGAACUAUUUAGCGCACACUUGCUCCGUACACACCCUUUGUAUACUUUACAAUAUUGUCCAGCCGACCAUUUUUAGGUAAAUCAAAAUAGACUGAAUGUCAUUCAUACGUUCAUUUUUUUUCGAUUCUAUUUCUGUUUCGAGCACAUGAUGUUUUGUUGUCACUCGUAAAAAUCAUAUGCGAUCAUUCAAAUUCAACAACAAUAAACAACAGACGAGCUAAAAAAUAAAAGAGAAGCCGUCACAAACUCAGACCCAGUAGUCAGAAUGAUUGAAAUGGCAACAAUGAUAACCAAAAGUGCAUUUAUCAUCGAUUUUAAUUUUGGCAUUUUAGCUACAAUGCUGCAUUGCCACGAGCUCGUAAUAGUAGAUUUUAUAAAACAAUUUGAUAAGACAGAACGAUAAUCAGCAUCACGUUUAACAAUGAUAAAUAUUCUAUAAUGGCCAUAUACACAUUACACACACCCCAUUGAGCCGCCUGGUGUCCAUUGACAAUACACACAUUUGCAUUGUGUGGUUGUAAAAUUGUGUAUGAGCAAAAACAAAACAGAGAAGAAGACAAAAAAAAACCGCUGUUUGAACACACAAGCACUUGGGUUUUUCGACAUCUUAAAACAAACGACGUGAAACACUCAAGAUAAUGCCGCCAAAACUUUUUCAUUAAUUCAUUUCUCGUCUGACCUACGCGACGAAUACACACAUCGAACGUGAUUUUUGCUACGCACACACCUCGGCUUCUACGUAUUCUUUUUUCUCUUUCUCUCUUUCUUCAUAAUUUGAUUUCAUUUGUGUUCAUACCUGCAUCGCGUACGGCUCGCACAAUUGCUUGCACAUCGAUCGAUACGUACGGAACAGUUUGUUGCGAGAAAUACACCGAAAAAAUGUAAGAAAAAAAAAUCGAGAGAAGGAAGGAAAGAUAUAAAGCACAACAAAAAAUAUAUCAACAAAACUGUCUCCGGUUUAAACAUACAGCAUACCACAAACUGGAAGCGCACCUAUUUGGUCAUUUGUUCACAUGUGUUUAUCGAAUUCGGCUGUACAACGUGAUCGAAUCGACGAUAUCGUCUCUCACACAACCUCUUGUGAUUGCGACCGCCGAUGAUCAUUCAUCAAAAGCGCUCCAUCUAAUCCACAGUCAUUCGAUCAUCCAUCAAGGUACGCGUAAUCGACGUUACGUUUUGCUCUUUUUUUAAUCAUUCAAAAAUACCGCAGAAAAAAAAAAUUGUGUUCUCAGUUUUGAUUUUGUGCAUUUAGUUUUUCGUGUGAAAAAUAGUCGAUCAAUAAAAGUUUGACCGAAGUUGAAUUGUUUUUCGUUCUAAAUGUCAAGUGCAAAAUUAUGAUCAGUCUGUUGGUUGAAAAAAAUCUCUCUGUGGUCAUGAGUGCACAUAAAUAUCAGAGGGCAUACAUACAACUGAGGUACAAGGAUUUUAUUUAAAUGUUUUCCUUUUGAGGCACAACCACACACACAACAACCAACGAGGGAAAAUACAAAGCAGAUACGACCGAUCAUUAAGCAGAUAGGUUGUGUGCGGUACGCAUAAGUGAAAAAUAACGGACUGAGAUAAUUGAAGACGAAUAAUAAACGAUAAAAGCUUGAGUGCAAUUUUAUUGCAAAGAAUUAUUUUUAUCAGGAAGUGUAUCGAAUGCGAUUCGUACAAAUAAAAGAAUUAAAAAAAAAAAUGGACUACUCGGUUUGCGUGCUUCAUGAAAUUUUCGUAACAAUAAAAAUUGUCUGUGGCUCUAUGUAUGAUGCUAUGAACCAAAAGUGAACCACAAACAACAAUCAACAAAAUCGAAGAGAAACAAACACACACCAUAUUUUUCGGUUUCAGAUGGUACAGCUGUGAGCAUAACCCCUACACAAAAAAUUGUGUCUAAAUGACAACGAACGACGCAGCAUCACUACCGAUUUGACUGGAUCUCGGCGAAAACUUUUUAAGGCACCGAUGACAAUAAAUGGAUUCGCAUGGUUUAUUAAUUAAAACGAAGUGAAAGUGUGCCGUAACGAUCGAAACGAAAAUAAACGGAAAAAAAGUGAAGCACAAUCAAAAAUUGACGAUAAAAAAAAACCUGCAUAAGUGAGUGAAAUUCAUCUGGUGCUCUGAAUGGAGAUUUAGUGAAUGGAUUGCAACGUAACGGACAAAAAGUGCAUUGAAACACGAUAUUUGGUUGUUUUGUGAUCGAAUAACGGCGAUCUGCAAAGGAUUUUUGUUGUUCGUAGAGUUUAAGUGCCAAAAUAAAACUACAAACGUCGCUCGAAAUAGCUAAGCAAUGAGUGAUCUGCUUGCGUCCGCAUUGAAGAACAGCUUAGGAUUGCAAUUGUUGCAUUGGGCUGUUUCACAGUCGGACAUUUGGCAUUUGGCACAUAGGUGCUCGGAAUUGGCGCAAAAAAUCAACGAACCACUGGAGAAAAGUGCGUACGUGCUGGAUAAUCUACUAACAAUGGACGAAGACGAUAUCGAUUGCAUUGGCAUACGUGAUCUGCACAUGCAGCAAAUGCAUUUCGACGACGAAGACGAUUAUAAUGCAGAGGAACAGUCAAUUGGUGGCGAUGGCGGUGGAAAUAGCCAACGUUAUCAACAACGCACCAACAACACAUCAUUUGCAAUCAGAAAUCAUUCUCGUGCAUUCAACAUUCCAGUGGAGUCGUUGAAUAAUGGCCAUUUAUUGUUAUCACCGCCGCAUAACAAUUCGCAUAUGCAACGGGAAAAUAUGCAAGUGACACAACCAUCGAGCAUUCCAUCGUCGCCGUUAACAUCGCCAGGUGCCCAGAGUUCCACAUCGUUUACAAUGCCAAACAAUACCAUGUUCACGAUUGAUACGGGCGAUCCGAAUUGGCAAGCAACCAAACCAACAGUACGCGAACGAAAUGCUGCCAUGUUCAACAACGAACUCAUGUCCGAUAUUAGUUUCAUUGUUGGCAGUGACGAUAAUAUUCAAACGAUUCAUUCACACAAAUAUGUGUUGGCAACGGGAAGUUCCGUAUUCUAUGCUAUGUUCUAUGGCGGUUUGGCAGAGAACAAAAAAGAAAUUAAAGUUCCUGACGUUGAACCAUCGGCCUUUUUGACGCUACUUAAGUAUCUGUACUGUGAUGAGAUUUAUUUAGAAGCAGACAACGUAUUGGCUACAUUGUAUGCAGCUAAAAAAUACAUUGUACCACAUUUGGCUCGUGCCUGUGUCAAUUAUUUGGAAACUAGUCUAACGGCAAAGAAUGCUUGUUUAUUGCUAAGUCAAUCACGUCUGUUUGAAGAGCCCGAAUUAAUGCAACGAUGCUGGGAGGUCAUCGAUGCACAGGCUGAAAUGGCAAUCAAAUCGGAAGGUUUUGUCGACAUCGAUAUGAAGACAUUCGAAUCGAUUUUGGGCCGUGAAACGUUAAACUGUCGCGAAAUUCAUCUGUUUGAAGCAGCACAAACGUGGGCACAGGCGGCAUGCGCCAAAAUGGACAUCGAUCCAUCGCCACAAAAUCGACGAAAUGUCUUGGGCACCGCACUGAAAAUGAUACGCAUCCCGACCAUGACAUUGGAAGAAUUUGCAAAUGGGGUGGCACAAACGGGUAUUCUGACACCGCAGGAAACUAUUGAUAUUUUUUUAAGUUUUACAGCAAAAAAGAAACCUAAUCUCGAGUAUUCGAUCAAAUCACGGGCUGGUCUAAAAUCACAAGUGUGCCAUCGUUUCCAAUCCUGUGCGUAUCGCAGCAAUCAAUGGCGCUACCGCGGACGCUGUGAUUCAAUACAAUUUUCGGUGGAUAAGCGCAUUUUUAUUGUGGGCUUUGGACUGUAUGGUUCAUCGACUGGUGCCGCCGAAUAUAAUGUGAAAAUCGAUUUGAAGCGGCUGGGCUGUGUGCUGGCCGAAAAUAAUACGAAAUUCUUUUCGGACGGUUCAAGCAAUACGUUUCAUGUGUUCUUCGAGAAUCCGAUACAGUGUGAGGCGGAUUGCUGGUAUACGGCCUCCGUGAUUUUGGAUGGCAGUGAAUUGAGUUUCUUUGGCCAAGAGGGAAUGACGGAAGUAUGCACGGGAAAUGUAACAUUUCAAUUUCAAUGCUCGUCAGACAGUACCAACGGUACGGGUGUUCAAGGUGGCCAAAUACCGGAAUUAAUUUUCUACGGUCCAACCAUGGCAUGCACAAACGAUACAAAUAUCACCAAUACUACGCCGUCAUCAACGAAAAAUGCAUCGUCAGUCAUCCAUUCAUCCAAUCUAUCACCGUCGCCAACCACUCAGAAUGUUAGCAACAGCAGCCGGCACAGCAGUGCAAGCAGUUCAACAAAUGAAUAAACAAAAUGUGUUUCAUGGAAACCGAAUUGCCAAGAUUUCCCCCGUUUCUUUUUCGUCUUGCAAAACAUUCGUUUGCACUGGAUUUUUCUCAACAACAACAUUAAAAAAAAACAUGAUGAAAUCUCAAGCAACCACAACAAAAAAAAAGACAGUAGUAUUAUUAUAGUAAUUCUGUGCAUUAUUUGAACUUUUUACAUUAUUAUAUAUUACGUAGCCUCUGCUUAGCAGAAAAACAUUUAUCGAGAAAAUAAGAGUAUUUUUCUUCUCAUUCCCUUUUUAUGUUAAAACUAAACAAAAAAAAGAAAAAAAAAUUAAUUUUCUUUUUCUUUCGCCAAUGGAAAAAUAUGUGUGGAAACAAAACUAAAUUUACCAUGAAUUAAAUCUCUACCAUAUUGUUUCGAUCAAAAUUUAGACAUUAGUUUUCUUUUUCGGCUCUGUAAAACAUGUUAAUGAAAAUCAUACACGAUUCUCAACGUUUCCUUGGGAACGUCUACCUUUGCAUUGCUACAUCUUUUUUUUUAUAAAUAAAACAUAUUGAUUACUAGGAAA